Laetiporus sulphureus 93-53 is the source of this 4099-nucleotide messenger RNA. RefSeq lists its product as uncharacterized. The transcript is spliced from 14 exons. The record is from RefSeq and is a predicted model, not a curated record. NCBI's taxonomy places the organism in Eukaryota, Fungi, Basidiomycota, Agaricomycetes, Polyporales, Laetiporaceae. Gene Ontology annotation, molecular function: minus-end-directed microtubule motor activity; dynein intermediate chain binding; dynein light intermediate chain binding. Bases 271 to 3789 code for a protein of 1172 amino acids. Gene Ontology annotation, cellular component: cell cortex; cytoplasmic dynein complex; cytoplasmic microtubule. Gene Ontology annotation, biological process: establishment of spindle localization; nuclear migration; cytoplasmic microtubule organization.
CGUGAACGCAACGCGACGCGUCGAGCUAGCAUUCCGUCCAAUAUUCAUCCUUUCUGCCUGUUCCGGGGCAGCCACGACCUGACGUCCUCCACUCGCGUCUUUCCGCUGCGCACCUCGCUAUAUCAUCGCUUAGGACGCCUGCUUGUGCAGUGUCGAUAUAACCCUCUCGCGUGCAUUCUCCUGGGCAAGUGGCAAUUCUUCAAGGCCAUCAUUUAAUCCACCUUUGGCUAGUCGCAGAGCUCCAUCUUCUCGGAACGAUUGUCUCUAGCCAUGGCUGCUGUCGAGCCUGCAAUACCUCUGGCUAAUGGUACCGCGCAUGUCAAUGGUAAUGGCGUUGCGAAUGAUGGGCUUUCCGAACCUGCUCUACCUUUCGAUGCUUCUGUAUUCCGAUCGUAUCUACUUGCGCUCCUGCCACCCGUAGUGGGGGCAUACCUGGAAGAGCUGGACUCUCUGUUUGACAAGGAUUUCGACGAACGCGUCUCGCGAUUCGGAGAGGAAGGUGGAGGAGUGAUCUAUGUUGUCAAGAAGAAGGACGAGGACGAAGCAGAUGAUGCCCCGCCUACAUAUACAUAUAAGCUGACCUCGCAGCUAACCUAUGACCCUUCCCACGUAACCACCCUUGCCAUCAUCAAGCGCGGUCCCACAUUAGACACGGCGACUCCCCUAGCUACGCAGCUGCACAUCCUAAAUCUCUUCGGAGGAGACGAAACACCGUACGAGAGUUUGCAUGCCGUUGUGAGCUGUGCCGUCAAACCAUGGUUCGAGGCUUUCGUAGGUGCUCGAGGAGGGAACAAAGAAGGUGACUCCAAGAUGGGCAUCCCCAUGACGAAGAAGAAAUUCGCCGAGCUUGAGCUUUCUCUACUCCAUUUGCAGCAAAACGUCGAGAUCCCAGAGACCCACCUAACCAUUCAUCCUAUAAUUCAGAGAACUGUAGAGGAAGCUCGGGCAGCAGGGAGACGGCCCAGUAUUUCAGAUAUCCCUCCCAAGCUAUUGAAUGAUAGCAGCUUUCUGAACACCCUGCACGGCCAUGUGAACCAAUGGAUCAAAUCCAUCCAGACUGUCACCAAGCUCAAUCGCGACGUAUCUUCUGGGACUGCAUCCCAAGAAAUCAACUUCUGGUUAAGUCUCGAGAGAGCACUAGAAGGGAUUGAGGCCCAGCUACGCAGCGAAGAGGUCAACAUGGUGAUGGAUUGCUUGAGGAACGCAAAACGCUUCCACGCCACCGUUAGUUUCAUCGCCGACACAGGAUUGAAGGAUGCUACCGAUACAGUGCACAAGUACAACCAGCUCAUGAAAGACUUCCCGCUGAAUGAGCUGCUUUCCGCCACCGAUCUUGAGAAGAUACAGGAAGCUCUCGUUCUGAUUUUCCAGCACAUCAACCGCAAGCUGAAGCUCUCGCCGUAUCCCAUCCGACGUGCACUCCCGCUCGUAGAAGCCAUCUCUCGCGACUUCAACGACCAGCUCCUGCGCGUUCUCACUUCACAUCGCUUGCUGUAUACGCCGUACGAUACAUUCGAGCGUCUAAUGUCUCAAACCGAAGGCAUAUUCCGUACCUGGACUGACAACAUGAAGGAAUUUACCAACGUCGCCCGUGAGGUCACCCGCAAGCGGUCGGAGAAGUUCAUCCCCAUCAAGAUCGCCGCAGCCCAUGCUAAGCUGCAGGAGCGCAUCAACUACCUACGGAACUGGCGAAAACAGCAUGAACAGCUUGCCGCGAUGACUGCACCCACCAAAGGCCUCAGCGGAGUCGGCGUUGAGAUUGGAGGCAUCGAUAUGGAGGCGGAGGUGAAGGAGGCGUAUGAGGUCAUCAAACGCAUCGACGUGCUGGACGUCUCGACCGAGGGAAACGAGAUCUGGGUGGCUGCGGAGAACGCCUACAAUGAGCGCGUGGCUCGAGUAGAAAACCAGAUCAUCGCGCGCCUGCGAGACCGACUUGGUACUGCACGGAAUGCAAACGAGAUGUUCCGUGUCUUCUCCAAGUUCAAUGCACUGUUUGUCCGGCCAAAGAUUCGUGGAGCUAUUCAAGAGUAUCAAACACAGCUUAUCGACUCAGUGAAGGAAGAUAUUAAGAAGCUACACGAUAAAUUCAAGACGCAAUACAGGUCCUCCGAGGCCUAUCACAUGUCCCAAAUGCGUGACCUGCCGCCGAUUUCUGGCGCCAUCAUCUGGGCGCGUCAAAUUGACCGACAGUUACAGGCGUACAUGAAACGCGUUGAGGACGUUCUUGGUAAGGGAUGGGAACUGUACGCCGAAGGACAAAAGCUUCAGUCAGAAAGUACUGCCUUCCGCAAGAAGCUAGAUACUCGACCAGUGUACGAGGCAUGGCUACACGACAUCAACCGCCGAGAUAUGGGCGUAAACGGGCGGCUAUUCGAGAUUGUCCGGUUACGCGGAGGGAGCUUCCAGCUGGCCGUCAACUUCGACCCACAGAUCAUCACCCUGUUCAAGGAGGUCAGGAAUCUGCUAUGGCAAAAUUUUCAGGUCCCACAUGCCAUUACGAAUAUGGCGAAGGACGCUAAGCGAGUCUAUCCCCAUGCCGUCAGCCUCAUGGAGACUGUACGUACCUAUGGACAGACCCUCGACCUCAUUGAGAACAACAAGGGGAUAGAGUGGCUGGUUGCAGAAUAUCGGAAUGAGGCGCAACGCAUGGUCACUCGCGGCAUGAACAUCAGAUGGGAUCACUUCGUAAAUCAGUAUGAUACAGCUCGAUACGUCUCGGGCGGUGAUCCCCGCGACAAUCGCCACAUCCAGUUCGUUCAGGAGUUCGCUAGUGUGGUGUCGAUCUUGCAGGACAAGACGAACAACGUAAUCGACCUAUACAAAGACAUUGCUCGUUCCGUAGAAGAGCUUUCUACUUGUCCGUACACUUCCGAAGCCUUCAUAGAAUUGUUGGGCAGAAUCCAGGCAGCAAUUGAUCGGCUGAAUCUAGAGGGAUACGCAAACCUGGAGCACUGGGUAGCAGAACUUGACCAGAGGAUCGAAACCGCCUUGCUUCAGCGCCUGACUCAUAUCAUUCAAGUCUGGUGUUCGGAAUUUGACCGAUCGGAGGACGCUGACGGCCGACGUGAGCCUUUGCGAGAUGUCAUGAUUAAGCGUCGAGGUGACAAGCGAUUGCGGGAUGAGAAGUCUCUCGACGGUGGGAUGACGUUGAAACCCAUUGUACAUGAGAUUCGGAUCCAGAAUCAAGUAAUCUUUCUCGACCCUCCGAUUGAAUAUGCGCGCCAGACUUGGGUCCAGCAGCUACACAAUUGGUUAGGAGUCGUCUGCCAACUGAGGAGGAUCCAGAGCUCGCGAUAUGAGAUCGGUUUGCAGAUGCAAGGUGUAACGGCUACAGAAGCGACCUACACGUCUCUGUUGACACGAUUCACUGAUUCGACUCUGGAGCGGCCAUUUGCACUCAUUGAGCAGAAGGUUCAGCAGCUCAAGGAAUACGUGGCCAAAUGGUUGCAAUUCCAAUCUUUAUGGGAUUUGGAAGCCGAAUAUGUCUUCAGUCGGCUCGGCGACUCGCUGGCGCAUUGGCAACAGCUGCUCACGGAGAUCAAGAAAGCUCGGUCGACUUUCGAUACAUCGGAUACACAGAAGUCAUUCGGGGUCUGUGUAAUCGACUACGAACAAGUGCAAUCACGAGUCAACGCCAAGUAUGACGCAUGGCAGAAAGAUAUCCUCAAUCGUUUCGGUGUCAAACUGGGCAAUGCGAUGAAGGAGAUGCACGCCACCAUUAUGAAGGCCAGAAACGAGCUUGAGCACCAGUCAAUCGAGGGCCUCGUGGGGGCUUCCCGAAGGUUCUAGCCUCACGUUUGUGAGAUCUGAUUUUCACGUCCAGAUGCCCUUUCUCGCAUCUCAACACCGGCAUUUUCGAUACCACGCACCGAUUGUCAUAUACGUUAUCAUGCGGAUCACCUGUAUAAUCAUUCUGUUAUACCUCUAGUAUCAAGCGGGCCUGUAGACUCCUACGUUGCUAUAUAAUGAGCGGUGCGAAUCAUCUUUUCGCAAGGGAAUGAGGAGACAGGAUCGUUGCGUUUGAGUCCGGGAUAGUUCGUCCAUAUGGCAUAGUAGACUGCGUCGUUCAUGUUACCAUCUUUUGAGGACACGAUCACAG